ACAAACCGGAAGUGUUUGUCGAACAGUUAAAAGCCACUUGACAAAGCCUAGCUGAGGUUAGCCGUCAGCCCCGGUUCCGUCGUUCUGCAGGGAUGGAGGUUACACGACAAAAUUUUAAAGACUGUUUAAGCACAGUGUACAGCGCCAUAGAGGAGGCUGACUUUCUUGCCAUCGAUGGAGAAUUUUCAGGUAUAAGCGACGGUCCUAAUGUCAGUGCAUUGACCAACGGGCUGGAUACACCUGAAGAGAGAUACACGAAGCUGAAAAAGCAUUCCAUGGACUUUCUCAUGUUCCAGUUUGGCUUGUGUACAUUCAGAUACGACUCUGCCAAGUCGAAGUACAUUACGAAGCCUUUUAACUUUUAUGUUUUCCCGAAACCAUUCAGUCGGACGUCUCCUGACAUAAAGUUCAUCUGUCAAAGUUCCAGCAUUGACUUCCUGGCGAGCCAGGGAUUUGACUUCAACAAGGUGUUUGGUCAUGGAAUCCCGUACCUAAAUCAAGACGAGGAAGCUCAGCUGAGAGAGCAGACGGAGGAACGGAGAAACCAGCACGCCAACGGUCUCGGGACGCCUUCCUUUAUCUCCCCGUCAUCCUCCAAAGUCCCUGCACACGUACCAGACGAACAGAAAGACUUCAUCAACAAAGUGGUAGAGAAAGUCGAGAGGCUUUUCAACGGAAACGAGAAAACUCUGAACUUGGACCCAUGUACAGGAUUCCAGAGAAAGCUGAUAUACCAGACACUGAGCUGGAAGUUUCCCAAAGGCCUUCAUGUAGAAACAUUGGAAACAGAAAAGAAGGAGCGCUUCAUUCAGAUCAGUAAAGUUGACGAGGAGGAGAGGAAGAGGAGGGAGCAACAGAAACUGGAGAAGGAGCAGGAGGAGCUCAAUAACGCUGUUGGCUUCUCCAGGGUUAUCCAUGCCAUUUCUAAAUCUGGUAAACUGGUGGUUGGCCACAAUAUGCUUCUGGAUGUGAUGCACACCAUCCACCAGUUCUACUGUCCGCUGCCAGAGGACCUUCAAGACUUUAAAGAAGUUGCAAUGUGUGUUUUCCCAAGACUUCUAGACACAAAGCUGAUGGCCUCCACUCAGCCAUUUAAGGAGCUGAUCAACAACACGUCUCUGGCAGAGCUCGAAAAACAAGUGAAAGAAACUCCGUUCAAGCCACCGCAAGUUGAAACCGCCGAGGGGUUCCCUAGCUACGACACGGCCCAGGAGCAGCUCCACGAGGCCGGAUACGACGCUUACAUCACCGGCCUGUGUUUCAUCUCCAUGGCCAACCACCUGGGUUCUUUCCUGAUGCCGCCGAUAUCUUACAUCUCCCCCCGAUCGAAACUAGUUGAACCUUUCUUCAACAAGCUCUUUCUGAUGCGGAUUAUCGACAUACCCUACCUCAACAUCACCGGACCAGAUUUGCAGCCGAAGAGAGACCAUGUCCUGUACGUGACCUUCCCCAAGGAGUGGAAGACGAGUGACCUCUACCAGCUCUUCAGUGCCUUUGGUAACAUCCAGGUGUCGUGGAUAGACGACACCUCAGCCUUUGUCUCUCUAAGUCAGACGGACCAGGUGCAGAUCGCUAUGAACACCAGCCGCUACGCAGAGAGCUACAAGAUCCAGACGUACGCAGACUACAUCCAGGGGAAACAGCAGGAGAAGGAGAAGCUCGGCCAGCCAGCUAAAACCUGGGGGGAUGACAGCUGGGUGAAGCCUCACUACCCGUCCUCCACUACGUCUGCUGGGUUUGGGUUCUCCAGGAGGAAACGCAGCAUCAGUCCCACUCAGGGGGAGCAGGGAGGCGACGACGGCGCAUGUGGGGAUGGCUGGAACCACUACUCAUUCCCAGACGGCACUGGCAGCAAAAAGAUCAGAUAUGAUGAUGUUGGCGGGCAGGCGAGCGUUGAAGCUGUGGAGAGCAAGACAUCAGAAGGCUGGCUGAAGAUGACAAAUUCUUCAUAUUUGGCCGAACCAAGUCCAGUCCCAGAUGCUAAAAGUCCAGAAGGUGCCGACUCGGGCAGCUAUGCUGAUGGGACGGCUACGUGGCACCAAACCCCAAAAGUUCCAGGAAGGAAAGGUCAAAAAAGCAAGAAGAAGAAAUCUGACGCGUCAGAUUCUACAACCUCCCUGUUCGAAGUCCCAGAAGUCUGGUAGAGCAGGCUUCUGGGCCGGCCUCUCCUCCUCAACACUUGGUGCACGCUACUCCAGGGUCAUAAAGCACAGAGUGCUGCAUGCCCCACCUUCAUGCUCUCAUUCAGCACUUACGGAUAAAGUGUCCAAAGCUACCAGCUGAGACAUUUAACACAAGUUUUGAAAGCAAAAAAAAAAAAAA
Molecule: messenger RNA, 2322 nt
Organism: Poecilia latipinna (sailfin molly)
Lineage: Eukaryota; Metazoa; Chordata; Actinopteri; Cyprinodontiformes; Poeciliidae
Gene: parn
Product: poly(A)-specific ribonuclease (deadenylation nuclease)
Exons: 26
Coding region: 93-2144 (683 amino acids)
Biological process (GO): siRNA 3'-end processing; priRNA 3'-end processing; nuclear-transcribed mRNA poly(A) tail shortening
Cellular component (GO): cytoplasm; nucleus
Molecular function (GO): RNA binding; poly(A)-specific ribonuclease activity; metal ion binding
Source: RefSeq, a predicted model, not a curated record